ACGCCUGUGUCCAUUGGAUAGAAAGUAUACAGUUUCUAAACGUCUCUUCCAUUGGCUGAACAAGUACAAGCAUUGAAGAAUGUUCUCGUAGAUUCUAGGUAUCAGAGUGUGUGUAGUAUAUAAUCCGAUUGUCGGUUCUGUGUACGUUAUGUCAUUUUCGUUUCGUGAUAAACCAAGACUAAGUGAACGAUUACGUGGUAAGUCGGGCGAUGAAAUAUUAAAUGAAUUAAAAGAACACCUUGAUCAGGAUAGAAAAAUGUUUUUUGAUAAUGGUCCGAGAUGGCGAUCAACACCGAUGACUGGCCCAUUUUCAAGAACUGGAUUCCCGUUUGAAGACGACACGAUGUCUAGAGGGCGUCAGGACAUAAGGUCACAUUUGGACGACUUGGCACAGCGUCACCCAGAAUUUGCCGAUCACUUGCGAUGUCCGCCAUGGGCCGGCGAGAUGGGAGGCGCCCAUACGUGGGGACGGAAGCGACGCGGGUCAGGAUCAGGAGACGACGAUGCCCGAAGCCAGGCCAGUGGUGCCAGCAGUUCCAGUAGUGAACACCAGGAACAGGGGGAGGAACCAGGUCCCCUUCGUGGGCGAUCUCGUCAGGGAAACAUUCCUCAACAUGGACUGAGGAAUACGGUUGACCUUGGACAGCAGCAGCAUGAAUCUGAGCAAGAGAAACAAGGUCGCGGUCAAAGGUCAAUGUCUGCACCGCCUGACAACCGUUCACAGCAGCCGCAGCGCUACGUGUCUCGCAUUGAGAUCAAUCCGGUUAACCCUGCAGACCCGGCGUCAGUUGCUGGUCCAGGGACUGUUACUUCAGAAAGCCAUGGGAAACCGCCGGUGGCACCAAAACAACCACAGCCACAGCCACAGCCGGCCACAUCUACAAAACAGGCACAUACCGGGAAUGUGAGACACAUUCCGAUUUUUGUUGAGGGAAGAGAUGAGCCGAUACUUCCCAGGAACGUCGGGCCAGAGAAUGUAGAGCGGGUCUUCUCAUCACAGGUUCCGCAGCCUGGAGCGGAGCAGGCGUUCCCUCCCCAAGAAUCGCCACACGGCUUUGGUCGACCCCCUCAGUUCGCUUCGCAGCGGCAGUUCUACCCUCAGCACCAACCACCAGAAGGCGGUAGAAAUUUUCAACAGCCGUCGUCUCCCAAACAGCAGCAGCAGCCCGAGGCUCCUGCGGCCAGCGACGCCAUUUCCCGAGUCCAAACCAUACAAAAAGAUGUGGAGGAGUUGCAGGCCCAGGUGAACAAGUUCUCUGGCCUCUCGAGGAGGGACAAGGAGUACGUCUACCUUGACGAAAUGCUGACAAGAAACCUCUUGAAGCUCGAUGACAUCGUUACGGAAGGCAGACACGACGUGCGUCAGGCACGCAAAGAGGCCAUCCGAACCAUUCAGGGGUGCAUUAGUCUGCUCGAAGGGAAAGUUCCUGUGCCUGAAGAAAACAAAGAGGCGGCCAUGGACAUCGGAGAAGCAUGUCAGCCGUGCGAGGCUUCAGAAGGCACGGCGACGGAAGAAACUCCUGCCGAGGGCGCGAUGGAAGUAGUGCCGGCCGAGGACGAUAGAGUUUCGCGGGCUGUGACGGCGAAGCCCCUCGAGCAGCAGAUCAGUGAGGGCGCGGAGGUUAAAUCCGGUGAAGUGAGUGAGCUGGUUCCGGCGGAAGUGGGCGAACAGGAACCGCGGGCAGGCGAAGGUGGCGAGAAAGUUGCGUCUGUGGCUGAAGAUGAGGCAGGGGAAGUCCCUGCUCCUGAAAACACAGACUCCAAGGCGCCACCUCAACCACAAGUUGAGAACUCUAGUUAGACGCUGAUCUAAUUCAGUUCAGUGAACUGUUUCAUUACCAAAUAUAAGUAAAUUAUUGAACAUGUGUUGUGUAGUUCGCAUGAGUCUUACUUAUCUCUCGUUCUCUAUUUAUUUCAUUAGAAUAAUUUGAGACUAAUCCUGGAUGCUGCGUUUGUUACUAGCAAACAUUUGUAUGAAAUGCGCGUGCCAAAGAUGAAAAUGGGAGAGGACGUAAGCGAAUUUUAAUUCUCGAAGGUGGUAGCACUUUCUGUUUUGGCAAGGAUAAAAUUCAUUAGCUGCUUUUAUGUUGGCACUUCCACAUUCCCAGAUUUGCUGCGUGCUUGCCUAGGCCAGGCCAGAGCUGCUAAUUUUCACUGUAGUCUCCACCUGUGAUAUUUCAUAAACGCGGCUCUGCAAUUAUUCAAGGUCACUAUGCAAAUUGCCUUGCGUCAGAGAGAAGGUUAUGGUUAUCGUAGUAGUCGCUUCCAAAACAUUGAUAUUACGUAGAAUUCACUGAUUUAUAUUUUCAAUGUGUGUAUAAAAUCAGAAUGUAAGUAAUAAAAAGUGGUUCAUUAAACAUUAUUUUUUUUCUCCGA
Zootermopsis nevadensis is the source of this 2376-nucleotide messenger RNA. It is a transcript of the gene stv, whose product is annotated as BAG domain-containing protein starvin. NCBI's taxonomy places the organism in Eukaryota, Metazoa, Arthropoda, Insecta, Blattodea, Termopsidae. Gene Ontology annotation, molecular function: protein-folding chaperone binding; adenyl-nucleotide exchange factor activity. Gene Ontology annotation, cellular component: nucleus; cytoplasm; membrane. Gene Ontology annotation, biological process: protein stabilization. The record is from RefSeq and is a predicted model, not a curated record.